Messenger RNA from Naegleria gruberi, 375 nucleotides. RefSeq lists its product as uncharacterized. Gene Ontology annotation, cellular component: chromatin; nucleolus. NCBI's taxonomy places the organism in Eukaryota, Heterolobosea, Eutetramitea, Acrasida, Naegleriidae. The transcript has a single exon. The annotation marks the transcript as partial. The record is from RefSeq and is a predicted model, not a curated record. Gene Ontology annotation, molecular function: peptidyl-prolyl cis-trans isomerase activity; macrolide binding.
AUGGAUGUCACUACUGUUAAUUUGAAUGAAUUGGGAAAUAAUUCUGGUGCAGUUGAUCCAAAUGUUGCUGCCUGUAGGGAUGGAUUGAAAAUCUAUGUCAAGUACAGUGGUUGGAUUGUCGAUAAUGAUCCAAAGAAGGGUUUUUCAUUGGGUAAAUUAUUUGACACUAAUGAGAAUUCAAAUAACUUGUUCGGAUUUAAAUUUGGAGAAUCUGAAGUAAUAAGUGGAUGGGAACAUGCAUUGAAAAAUGUUCGUCAAGGCGGAAAGAAAUUCUGUGUUAUUCCUUCUCAUUUAGCUUAUGGAGAACGUGGUGCUGCCAAUGUUAUUCCACCAAAUUCAAUUCUCUGCUUCCAAAUUGAAGUUGUUAAAAUCAAA